Nematocida major is the source of this 732-nucleotide messenger RNA. RefSeq lists its product as uncharacterized. Bases 1 to 732 code for a protein of 243 amino acids. NCBI's taxonomy places the organism in Eukaryota, Fungi, Microsporidia. The transcript has a single exon. The record is from RefSeq and is a predicted model, not a curated record.
AUGAAAGUUCUGGGAAUAUUAAUGAUAGUGGUGGCCGCCAUGGUCAGGUGCUACCAGGACGCAGAGCCUGUUGAGAGCAAAAUACUAGCAACAGUCCCCUUCAGGACGCUUUUCUUCCUCCGAAAGCUUACGCCGUACUCCAGCAAGGUGGACGCGCCUCUUCCCAUGGGCGCGCACAGAAGGCUGGAGUCGGAGGAGCGGUUCUCGCCGUUCCACUCGGUGCUUGUGAUCCGGAGGCAGAAGAGCCCUGCGCUUUCCAUAAGAUCCGAGCUGCCCGGUGCAGAGUCCGCGGAGUCCUUCAUAAAAGACUUCCUGGUGUCGCACCUGCAGCACGUGAACGCCAUGGAGAAGGCCUCGCAGUUCAACACCGAAAGGAUAUACAACGAAAUGUACAAGAAGGAAAAGAAGGCAAAUGCGAACAUCGACAGAUAUGCACACCACAGCGGAAUGCUGGACGAUGAGAUUGAUUCCAUCAUGGCGCAUGCAGCCAAAGAGAUCUCGGUUCCUGCAGAGGAAAUAGAGAACAACACAUCCCUGGGGAAGAACCUCAAGAAGACAAAGAGGCGGGUUGGAAAGAACCUCAAGAAGGCAAAGAAAGAGUUUAGCAAGAAGGUCAAGCUGAACAGCCUUACAAUUCUUCUGUUUGUUGUGAUUGGUCUGAUCUCUGCGUUCGCAGGAUACUCUCUGCGGGGAAGGGGCAGCACCGAAAACUACGUUCCUCUAGACAAAUAG